AUGAGCUUUGAUCCCCCGUUGGCGGGUGCUGAAAGUAAAGGAGGAAUCGCCUUCGGAGACAAGUCUUCCCGACCAAUUGAAUUCGAUGGAAAGAAUGUGAUAGUCCGUAGGCCGACGGGCUCCGGUCAUGGUGGCCGGACGAGAGCGCUUAAUUUAGAACCUGACUGGCUUCAAAUUGGCAGUGGUUUACUGGUUUCCGGUUCAUUGCCACUGCUGAGAGGAGUGCACACCGGCUGUCAGGAGAGAUGA
Molecule: messenger RNA, 249 nt
Organism: Protopolystoma xenopodis
Lineage: Eukaryota; Metazoa; Platyhelminthes; Monogenea; Polystomatidea; Polystomatidae
Source: the annotation of a GenBank genome assembly